Halichondria panicea is the source of this 1003-nucleotide messenger RNA. RefSeq lists its product as uncharacterized. The transcript has 5 exons. The record is from RefSeq and is a predicted model, not a curated record. The coding region runs from base 426 to 797 and encodes 123 amino acids. NCBI's taxonomy places the organism in Eukaryota, Metazoa, Porifera, Demospongiae, Suberitida, Halichondriidae.
AUGCCCUCUCUUCUUUUAUACGCCCUUGGUAUUAUGUCGAUGGACUGUUUGCACCCACUGAAAUAUUCGAGCACUGGUUUGCUGAUGACCACCCCAUUUCGUCAUAGGGGUAAGAUAAGCGACCAUCAUUUCUUUCUUUGUUCCCACCGACUCCAGUCCAGUCAUAACAGUAACAAGUGGAUUUAUCGUAUUACCGCUCAGAUUAAUUAAUCGUUGAAGAGUUACUCUAUAAUAGUAACCAUUAUCAUUUCUGACUGUAAAGUCUGUUUGCUUAGUAGUUCCAGCUUUCUAGUUUAGUGACCCUUUUCUAUCAAUGUUCCUGGUACAGGAUCACUUCAGUUGCACCUUCUUGUGAGUACCACGUGGAGGAUAUAAAAGAGCUAGCUAGAUUAGUGAUCUAUUGUACAGUGUUACUGUAUCUAUCUAUGUGUAGUCCUAGUCAUUUUACCGCAGCAAGAGGGGAAGUUGUAGGCCCAACACCGUCUCAACAACCUCCUGCAAGGCGUCUGUAUGCACUCGGCUCCGAAUAUUUCCUACAAAGUGUCACUUCACGGCAGAUGGAACUGAGGGCAUUUGCUCAGUGGAGCCACCAGCUGCAGGGAGGCAACAAAGGAAGAGAACAAAGAACUCUGACCCCUGAGGAUGCUGAAUUGGCGGCUGCUACAUGUAUGUCUGCAAGUUUAACAGAUGGCGAGGGCAAACUUCAACCACCAAUGGAUGCACAGUAUAUCUGGGUGCCUGAGCAUGCAAGAGUUAAAGGGAGGAGAAAACUUCCAGUUCCUGUGGGUGUGCACUAGCCACGUGGCAACAGUUGUCGUCCAAAGAUUGCUGCAAAGAUUUAUGAAAAUAUCUCUGACAUCGUGAACUCAUUCCUUGACGUGUGCAAGUACCUGCUGUCUUACCAUGGAGUUGAGGCAAUAUUCAGUGAGCGAUUCAACCAAGAUCCGCUGGAGAGUUUUUUUGGAAAGCAUAGAAGUUUCGGAGGGAGGUGUGAUAAUCCUAC